AUGUUUAGUUUUAUAUUUACAAAUAUAGUGUACUAUUUCAUAGUUUAUAUCUUGAGCGGUGCUCAAGGGUAUCAAGAAAUAAAUAGUUAUAAGACGGUAAAAGAAAGAUAUACUUUAGAUUUAAGAGGAUGUUCUUUAUUUGAGAAGCAGUGUUUACAGUUAGACGAUGAUCUCGAUCUUUUGUAUUGUGCUUUAAAUACAACUCAUAACAACAAUACUCAAAUCCCGUUUUUUUGUCAACAUAAAAUUUGGUCCCAUCAAGCUGAACUACUUGAUAAUAAAUUCCUUGAAUACAAACUUAAACUACCAUGUCAAGACGAAAGUGUUAUUAUGGACUGUCUGGGCAUAAAUUUAAACACUAUAGACUGCUUAUUGAAGAAAAAACCAAUUUUAAAAAAUAAAUCUUGUUGGAGAACGGUAAAUAAAUUAGAAACACUGAUCUUUAAUGACUGGCAGAUAACAGGAAAUUUUUUAAAGAAUUGCUUGGUUGACAUCGAAGCACAUAGUUGUGGUAGGAUACCACCAGAUCCGAAAAGCCUUUCACAAACUCAAACAUUGAUAUGUCUGCAAAGUUUAGAAGACACUUUACGCCCAGAGUGCCAAUCAGAAAUAACUGCAUUGAAAGAAAUGAAAUACAGUUCCUUACAGAUUGAUAAGAUUGUCUUUGCUGCAUGUAACUUGGACCAAAAGACCUUUUGCCCCGAUGAAGUCCCUGAUUCCCUACUUAUGUAUAAAUGUCUUGUAAGACAUAAGUUUGAAAAUGCCAUGACAAAACGCUGUCAAGAUCAACUUUUUUAUGUUCAAAGAAAUAUGGUCAUGAACUAUAAAAUGAGCAAAGGCUUAGUAAAGUCUUGUAAAGAAGACAUUCGUAAAUAUCAUUGUCGCAAAGGUGUAGUUGAUGACAAGGGCGUUCGACUAGCACAAAUAUUACUUUGUUUAGAAAACGUAACAAGAAAUGAUAGCAUAAAACUUUCACCAGAAUGUGUUGCUGAAAUGACAGAACACAGGAAGAUGUUAAUGGAUGAUUAUAGGCUGUCACCGGAACUAAUGCAGAAUUGUGCAAAUGAUAUAACAAUGCUUUGUAGAGGUAUUGAAGUUGGGGGUAAAACAAUACAUUGCCUAAUGGAGCACGCCAGGCCAAGAAGACGUAAAGAUAAAAGGAUUAGUUUAGCUUGUCAACGAUCUUUAGAGAUAUUAGUGCAAGAGACUGAUCCAGGUGAAGAUUGGAGGGUUGACCCAAUUCUGCGCAAAGCAUGUAAACCAGUUGUGGACAGAGCUUGCAGAGAGGUGAAUGGAGGCAAUGGCAGAGUAAUGUCUUGUCUUAUGGAAAAACUUGGUACCACUUCAAUGACUAAUGGUUGUGAAACUGCUUUGUUGCAAAUACAGUAUUUCAUAUCUAGGGAUUUUAAACUCGAUCCACAAUUAUAUAAAGCAUGUAAAUUUGAUGCAGUAACUCAGUGUAAAGCCAAAUUACAAUGGGCUGAUCUUAAUGAGUAUCCAUCUGAAAAAGACCCUUUAAUACUGCCCUGUUUAUAUAAUUAUGCUUAUAAUUCAGAAUUGAAAGGAAUACUCAAGCCAGCUUGUGAACAACAAGUUAGGAGAGUUAUGAGUCAACGAGCGGUUAGUGUAGAUCUGCUUCCUGAAAUAGCUGACACAUGUAUGGAUGAUCUGGCUAAUCUUUGUUUUGAAAAUAGUGGAAAAGGAGAAGAAAUAAUAUGCCUACAAAAUAAGAUUAAUGAGCUAUCACCUAAAUGUAAAGAGGUAGUGACCAACUUUACUGAAACACAAAGUGAUCAUAUUGAAUUAAAUGCUAUUAUAAGCACAAAUUGUAGAGUCCCUAUUGAAAAAUUAUGUGCAUCUGAAUUAAAAAGUAAAAAAGAUGAAGACAAUAUAUUAGAUUGCUUAAUAAGACAUAAAAAUGAUGCAGAAAUAAAAGCUAAUGUAAAAUGCAGAGCAGCAAUUGAACAUGAACAAUUAAUAUCUUUAAAAAAUUAUAGAUUUACUAGAAAGUUUAAAAAUGCAUGUAAGUCGUAUGUCAUGAGAUUCUGUCCAAAAGCACAAACAAAGGUGCAGAUUGUUGUUUGUUUAAGUGAAAUUAUAAGAAACGAUACUAUAACCAGGAGGAAACACACAAUAUACAAAGAAUGCCGACAACAACUGCGAAGUCAACUUUUUCAACAAAAAGAAAGUAUUGAUUUAGAUCCAGAUCUUAAGGAGGCUUGUAAAAAAGAUCUACUAGAGUUUUGUCCUUCUGUACCUCAUGCGGAAUCAGCAGCCUUGGAAUGCUUACAAACAGCAAAAGGAAAAUUAAGUGAGGGCUGCAGAAAGGCUAUAUUUGUAGUAAGGAAACAAGAAUUUACAGAUAAUGGUGUUGAUUAUCAUUUAGUAACAACAUGCAAUGAUAUGAUAGAUUUAUAUUGUCACAACUUUGAGCCAUCAGUUCUUCUAGAUUGCCUAAAGGCUCAUCGCUUGGAACCAGACUUUGAUAAUAAUUGUAAAACUGUGGUUGUAACUAGGAUGAUAGAACAAAACCUGGAUUAUCGAUUCAACAAUAACUUGCAAAAUUCCUGUAAAGGGGACAUCAAAAAAUUUUGUUCUCAUAUAAUUGUUAACGAGCCACAAGAUGUGGAAUUACAAGGAAAGAUGUUGUACUGUUUAAAGGAGAAGUUCAGGGAAUCCAAACUUGCAAAAACAUGUGAAAAUGAGUUGGCAAAUGUAUUAAAGGAGCAAGCUUUAAAUUAUCGUCUUGAUCCUCUCUUAGGAAAAUUAUGUAAAGCAGAAAUACAAACAAUAUGUGCUGUCCCAAAUGACUCUAUUACUAAUUCUGAUGGCCAGGUAGAAGAAUGUUUAAAAAAUGCACUAUUAAAUCAUAAAAUAGUGUCAGCUGAAUGUGCUCAUGAAGUCGUACAGAUAAUUGAGGAAACUGAAGUUGAUAUUGAAGCUGACCCCUUACUGGAGCGUGCCUGUGCUUUGGAUUUAUUAAAAUAUUGUAAAGAUCUCGAACAUGGAGCUGGCAGACGUUUGAAAUGUUUGAAAAUAAUUCUUAAUGAUAGUAAUAGAAAACUUGAAGCAGAAUGUCAAAAAGAAUUAUCUAGCAGAUUGGAAAUGUAUAGAUAUGUUGCAUCAGUAAAUGUGAUUGAAAAUCUAGGAGACAUGUAUGAUGGAAUAUCAUCAUCUCCGUCGAAAAAAUACUUUCUAGUUGUAGGAAUUUCAAUUGUAGGAUUAAUCUUCAUAUUUGGUUUAUAUUGUGGUCGUAUGACAAAAAGGGCUAUGUAUAUAAAAAAGAAAUAGAUUCUAGAUAAAUAGUUUUAUUAGGAAAAAUUAUUCUUUCCUCUCUGUGACCUCAUCAAUGUCCAUAUCUUCAAACUCAUCAGUCGACUCUUUCUUGAUGUUUUUAGGUUUUUCGUCUUUUUUCACUUCUACUUUAAUAUCGCCUUUGAGAAUUUUCUGACUCUCUUCGAAAAACUGAUUUGGAUGAUUAAUGCCUAAACCGAAAUCUGUUUUAUGGACUGCAUCAAAGUAUUUACUGCAUGCAAUUUGGUAGUGGCCCUUCUUAGUCAUGUCAACUAUGUCAUUGACUGCUGUAAAAUAAAUAAAGUAUUUAGAUGUCUGGAAAGUAAAUAAAUACAAAUAAAA
Messenger RNA from Melitaea cinxia (Glanville fritillary), 3636 nucleotides. RefSeq names its product Golgi apparatus protein 1 (gene Glg1). Gene Ontology annotation, cellular component: Golgi membrane. The coding region runs from base 1 to 3291 and encodes 1096 amino acids. The transcript is spliced from 7 exons. NCBI's taxonomy places the organism in Eukaryota, Metazoa, Arthropoda, Insecta, Lepidoptera, Nymphalidae. Gene Ontology annotation, molecular function: fibroblast growth factor binding. The record is from RefSeq and is a predicted model, not a curated record.